Messenger RNA from Salvelinus namaycush (lake trout), 1568 nucleotides. RefSeq names its product S-adenosylmethionine synthase-like. The transcript has 9 exons. Gene Ontology annotation, cellular component: cytosol. Lineage: Eukaryota; Metazoa; Chordata; Actinopteri; Salmoniformes; Salmonidae. Gene Ontology annotation, biological process: S-adenosylmethionine biosynthetic process. The record is from RefSeq and is a predicted model, not a curated record. Bases 177 to 1295 code for a protein of 372 amino acids. Gene Ontology annotation, molecular function: ATP binding; methionine adenosyltransferase activity.
GAUAGUCCAGGAGUUCUGUUGGAUAGACAGACAGUCAAUUGGCUGCACGGCUGCAACCCUCACUCUUUCUACCUUCUCGAGCAGGAAUAUAAAGCUCUCACCAGAUCUAUUUGGUUGCUGUUGAAGGAAACAGAGGAACUGUUUUUGAGUGGUUCUGAGCACCUGCCUGUGUCAAAAUGAAUGACACUCUGCUGGAUGAUGAGUCCUUCAUGUUCACUUCGGAGUCUGUCGGAGAGGGACAUCCAGACAAGAUAUGUGACCAGAUCAGUGAUGCUGUCCUGGAUGCUCACCUGAAACAGGACCCAGAUGCCAAGGUUGCCUGUGAGACGGUGUGCAAGACUGGCAUGGUGCUGCUGUGUGGAGAGAUCACGUCCCGGGCCAAUGUAGACUACCAGAAGGUUGUCAGAGACACUAUCAAACACAUCGGCUACGACAACUCAGACAAAGGUUUUGACUAUAAGACGUGCAAUGUGUUGGUGGCUCUGGAGCAGCAGAGUCCAGACAUCGCUCAGGGUGUCCACAUCGACAGGAAAGAGGAGGAUAUGGGAGCUGGAGACCAGGGUCUGAUGUUUGGCUAUGCUACAGACGAGACAGAGGAGUGCAUGCCUCUCACCAUCGUCUUGGCUCACAAACUGAAUUCCAAGAUGGCCGAACUCAGACGCAACGGAACCAUCCCCUGGCUCCGCCCAGACUCUAAAACACAGGUGACGGUGCACUAUGAGCAGGAGAACGGGGCAGUGAUCCCUAUAAGGGUCCACACCGUGGUCAUCUCUGUUCAACAUGACGACUUCAUCGGCCUGGAGGAACAGAAGAAGGUGCUCAAGGAAACGGUGAUCCAGGCAGUGGUUCCAGCUAAGUAUCUGGAUGAUAAGACCAUCUACCAUCUGCAGCCCAGUGGACGCUUCGUCAUCGGAGGACCCCAGGGUGAUGCUGGAGUGACAGGUAGGAAGAUCAUCGUUGAUACGUACGGAGGCUGGGGGGCCCACGGUGGUGGAGCUUUCUCUGGUAAAGACUUCUCCAAGGUGGACCGCUCGGCUGCCUAUGCUGCCCGCUGGGUGGCCAAGUCCCUGGUCACGGCCAAACUGUGCAGGAGGGUGCUGGUUCAGGUAUCCUACGCCAUCGGAGUGGCCCACCCUCUGUCCAUCUCCGUGUUCACCUACGGCUCAUCACAGAAGUCUGAGAGAGAGCUGCUGCAUAUCGUCAACAAGAACUUUGACCUACGACCUGGUGUCAUCGUCAGGUGUGUCUUUCCCACCUCUGAUGUGUGUUUUAUCGCUCGCUGCACAGGGAGCUGAACCUGAAGAGGCCAAUCUACCAGAACACAGCGUGCUACGGCCACUUUGGCCGGAGUGAAUUCACCUGGGAAGUCCCUAAAGAGCUCACCUACUAAACAUCCCCUCCUGGUGGUCAAAUAUAUAACGAGCUGAUGUGGAGAUAGAAAACAGGCCCCCUCUACAGGUUACAACCACAAAUGGUUCUGCUUUUUCAUUGGCUAGUGUUGAGGUUAAAGGGAUACUUCGGGAUUUUGGCAACGAGGCCCUUUAUCUACUUCCGCAGAGUCAGAUGAA